AUGAAAACCAAAGCCGGUACUGAAGACGUUGUGGAGGUGCAACGUAGCGAGAAGCUAAAGAGGCGAGCGGCAGCAAAAGGGAGGACGGUUGCUGAAUCGGCUAUGAUCAGAGCCUUCAACGCUCAGUUUGCCGAGUAUAGCUCUGAGCUCAAAAAGGCUCGUGCACUCCAGGAGAAAGAGAGUGAUACUGGUGUUCGUCUCCGAGACAAGUACUGGCCAGUUUCUGCAUUCGAUGUAGCCAUCAAUAUUUUAAAUGAAGAGGCAAUUCUUGAUUUUUGUAGGAAAGAGGAAGUGAAAAGUGGGUUAUACAAGUUUGUGGAAGGAUUAAUUGAACGUAAGAUGGUGAGUUUUGCUUUACGUGAAGCCUCUAAUCUUCGGGCUGUUCUUAAAGAAAUGGCAAGUUUUGAAGUUCCGGUUUCGUCUAAGGAUGGGAAUUACGGUAUCAAUGAGAAGAGGAAUUGUAUUGGAUCUAAGGAUGAAAACUGUGGUGCUGGUGAGAAAGGGAAAGAUAUUGGAUCGGUGCUUGGUCAUGGUGGAGAAACAUCGUCUAAGAGGAUGAAGCGUCUUACUAAUUAA
Camelina sativa (false flax) is the source of this 576-nucleotide messenger RNA. RefSeq lists its product as uncharacterized. The record is from RefSeq and is a predicted model, not a curated record. NCBI's taxonomy places the organism in Eukaryota, Viridiplantae, Streptophyta, Magnoliopsida, Brassicales, Brassicaceae.